AAUUUGCCCCGCCCCUCAGCCAGAGCAGGAUGCCGACUGGUCAGGGUUCAGUAAACCGCUAGAAAGGAGGUAUGUGAAGAGUCUUUGUUCUCUGGGAUUGAGAUGGUGAGUGUGGGAGUCAGCACAGAGCCCUGCCAUGCUAGGUGGGAGGUAGAGACAGAUGAAGUUGUUCUACAGCGGCGGCAAAAACAGAUAGAUUAUGGCAAGCGCACACCUGGUUACCAGUGUUUCCUGCAGCAGGUCCCCAAGGCAAAGCGACAGCCAGGACUUCACCCUCAAACACCAAAUAAGAACAGGAGGUACAGCCGUCGCUCGUGGGAUGCCCAAAUCAGGCAGUGGAGAAGAGCUCUACAUUCUUGGGACCCCCCCAGCCAGCCUCUGCAGGGCAGGGAGGCUGAGGGGCAGGGGAUGGAGCAUCUCUUAGAGCCAAUGGGUUCCACCCCUUUGGAUGACCUUUUGGAUGACUGGUUCCAGGCCCUGGAACCCUCACCGAAUCUGGAUGGAGACCAGAAGGGAGCCCAGUUUGCAGACUUGGUGGCUCCUGCCUACUCCCUUCCCUGGCUCUGUGAGGAAGAUCCCCACCACUGGUGCUACUUUGUAGCUGAUCAGUUACAUAUCUGUCCUAGACUUGAGUGGGGCACCAAAUAUUUAGAGAAAACAGACGUCUUUCAAGGGACUUGUUGCUAGGUUGUAAUAGUGUAAUAGUUGGAAUAGUGAAGAUUAUUUGCAUUACUGCUACUUCCCAAUCGAUUAAAAAAGAAAUCUAAAACUGCUGUACAAAAAGAUGGCAACACGAA
Neofelis nebulosa (Clouded leopard) is the source of this 797-nucleotide messenger RNA. RefSeq names its product oocyte-specific histone RNA stem-loop-binding protein 2-like. The record is from RefSeq and is a predicted model, not a curated record. Gene Ontology annotation, cellular component: histone pre-mRNA 3'end processing complex; cytoplasm. Lineage: Eukaryota; Metazoa; Chordata; Mammalia; Carnivora; Felidae. The transcript has 6 exons. Bases 103 to 687 code for a protein of 194 amino acids. Gene Ontology annotation, molecular function: histone pre-mRNA stem-loop binding; mRNA binding. Gene Ontology annotation, biological process: mRNA transport; mRNA 3'-end processing by stem-loop binding and cleavage.